AUGAAGAUUUAUACAAACGAAAAUAAUACCUCGACGUUAAAAUUACUAAUUGCGGGUAACCUUGCGGGGGCGAGGUUGGAAUUGCAAAAAGCUACUCUCGAAGACAAAUUUCCAGGUCCUAAAUGCCUGCCAUUGCUUGAAGUCGAUGAAGAAUUAACAUUCUUUUCAAGUAAUGCUGCGACACAAUAUUUGUUCCCUGUACUGGAUCUCUCGCAGAAUGGAAAGUGCCAACAAAUGCAAGAAUGGGAGGCGACAUGCCUGCAGCCAGCUGUAACAACAGUUCUAUCGGGUAAAACUGCGUCAGAUGUCAAGCAAGUGCUACAAUCUCUGCUGCUUAUGGUAGACGGUCUGUUGAAGAAACAUAAAUAUAUUAUUGGGGAUAAAUUGUCAGCAGCAGAUAUAUCGAUAUGGAGUACCUUAUAUCCUCUAAUUUACAAUUCAGAUACAAAACAGGCAUAUUUAUCCGAAUGCCCAAACAUUCUUAGAUGGGCAGAAGAGUUGAAUACAGCUAAAGCUUUCCAGGAGGCGGUGAAGCAAUGGGGUGGAAAUGUUUCUGGACCAUUUAGUUCCAACUCAGCUUUGGGUAUUCCACAGAUAACUAACCUGCCCACUCCAGUCGGAUCCCCAGAUGAUGUACCAGUGGGAGUGACACAGGAAGAAGCCGACCUUGCGAAAGAGAAUUGGUUGAAUGGUUUGGACAAGUUACAACCACCAUUGAAGCAAGAGAAACUAGUAUUGCCAGUUAAGGGAAGAAGGAAUGUACUUAUCACCUCUGCGUUGCCAUAUGUGAAUAAUAUUCCGCAUUUAGGAAACAUCAUCGGUUGCGUGCUAUCCGCGGAUAUAUUCGCGAGGUAUUGUCGGUUGUGCGAUUACAACACCCUGUAUAUAAGCGGGACGGACGAGUAUGGGACUGCAACGGAAACCAAAGCACUCGAAGAAGGCCUCACUCCGCGUCAGAUUUGCGAUAAGUAUUAUGAGAUCCACAAUUCCGUGUAUCGCUGGUUCAACAUUGGUUUCGACUACUUCGGUCGGACUAGUACGCCGGAGCAAACUGAGAUAGUACAAAACCUGUUCAUGAAACUACUAGACAACGGAUUCAUGAGCACGCAAUCCGUGGAACAGCUCUUCUGUGAGAAAUGCGAGAGGUUCCUCGCUGACAGGUUCGUAGAAGGCACAUGCCCGCACCCCGGCUGCGCGUACGACGGUGCACGCGGCGACCAGUGCGACAAGUGCGGCAAAUUGAUCAACGCCGUGGAACUCAUCGAGCCGAGGUGCAAAGUGUGCUCGCAUCGGCCGACGGUCAGGCCAAGUGAGCAGCUGUUCAUUGAGUUGGGACAGUUGGAACCAUCAAUUCGGACGUGGUUGGCAUCUGUAGAAGGGGGGUGGUCUGGCCCAGCGAGGGCUGUGUCUCGUGCCUGGUUGAGAGAUGGUUUACGGCCUCGAGCUGUCACCAGAGACCUAAAAUGGGGGGUGCCUGUGCCCAUGGACAAGUAUAGACAUAAGGUAUUCUAUGUAUGGUUCGACGCCCCAGUUGGCUACGCGAGUAUUACACAAUGCGCCACAAAACACUAUGAGAAAUGGUGGAAACCGGACAAGGAAUAUGAUGUCAAGCUUUAUCAGUUCAUGGCAAAGGACAACGUUCCAUUCCACGCUAUAAUGUUCCCGGCCAGUGCUAUCGGCGCUAACCAGGGGCAUAAGUUGGUUGAUUACAUUUUUGCAACUGAGUAUUUGAACUAUGAAGAAGGCAAGUUCUCUAAGUCUCGUGGCGUUGGUGUGUUCGGUACGGAUGCUCAGGAAACCGGUAUACCAUCAGAUGUGUGGCGUUUCUACUUGGCCAGUAUACGUCCGGAGACAUCGGAUUCUAGUUUCAACUGGACAGAAUUGUGUACAAGGAAUAACUCGGAGUUGUUGAACAAUCUGGGCAACUUCUGCCAUCGUUCCCUCAGCUUCUGCGCGAACACCUUCAAAGGGUUGAUCCCGGAAAUGCAACUCACCAAGACUGAUUAUGAAUUAUUCGCUCUCGUUAACAGGGAGGUUGUUGGUAAGAUUCGAGGCGCCACAGCAAUCGGCGUGUGUUGCCAGCUUGUAGCAUUAUUGUGCACUCUAAUAGCACCGUACAUGCCCGAUACGAGUCGGAAAUUGCGCGCGCAGCUCAACCUCGGUGAUACCAGUUUUAGGAUUAAUUCCAGUAACCCAUCGUUAAUUCAAUACAUACCGAUUGGGCAUAAAAUCGGAAAACCGGAACCGCUCUUCACCAAGAUCGAACAAGAGUUGGUUGAUCAAAUGAGAACGAAAUACGCUGGCACUCAGGCAGAUAGAGCUAAGCAAAAUGGUGAAGUUAAAGGGGACAAAUCAUCAAAUGUCGCAGAACUAGAACAGGCUAUUGCCAAACAGGGUGAAAAAGUAAGACAACUGAAAGCGGCGACAAAAGAUAAGUCGGUAUGGCAACCCGAAGUCAACAUAUUACUUGAUCUCAAGAAACAAUUGACAAUCGCACAGUCUCAACCGAAACCCACUCAUACCCAUGAUAGUGAUGUUGCCAGUCUUGAAAAAGCUGUCGCAUUACAGGGAGAUAAAGUACGCCAGCUAAAAUCUUCAACAAAAGACAAGUCAGUAUGGCAACCGGAAGUUGAGAAGUUGCUAGAUCUCAAAAAGAAGUUGGCCGCUGCGCAGUCUAAUACGCAGGCAACACCUGUAGCUAAUAGCACUGAGAGUAUUGCUGAUUUGGAAAAAGCGAUUGCUGAACAGGGCGAUAAAGUGCGAAAAUUAAAAGGAUCAACAAAGGACAAGAGUGUUUGGACACCGGAAGUCAAUAUUUUGUUAGAUCUCAAAAAGCGUCUAGCUGCAGCGCAGAUAAAGUAA
Molecule: messenger RNA, 2862 nt
Organism: Leptosia nina
Lineage: Eukaryota; Metazoa; Arthropoda; Insecta; Lepidoptera; Pieridae
Source: the annotation of a GenBank genome assembly